Molecule: messenger RNA, 1038 nt
Organism: Cimex lectularius (bed bug)
Lineage: Eukaryota; Metazoa; Arthropoda; Insecta; Hemiptera; Cimicidae
Exons: 4
Coding region: 42-503 (153 amino acids)
Cellular component (GO): extracellular region
Molecular function (GO): chitin binding
Source: RefSeq, a predicted model, not a curated record
GAAACGAAGCUCUGCUGGCAUAUUUCACUCUGAUCGCCACCAUGAUUGGAAUCAUCACAGGUCUGAUUUUUUGUGUUGUUGUAUCCGGCAUGCCCAGAAUCAGGGUGGACCGGUCGAUUCCGUUGGAGAGAUUCACACUUCCGGAUAACGCGACGUCUAUCAGAGAGAACAUAGAUACAUCCUUUUCCUGCAACUCGAAACCUUACGGGUAUUAUGCGGACCCUGAAAACGAUUGCCAGCUUUUCCAUGUCUGCCUGCCAGUAGCUUUCGACGGACGGAGGAGUGAAACUUUUAUGUGGAGUUUUAUAUGCCCUCAGGAAACUGUUUUCAAUCAGGAGAGAUUCACCUGCGCCAGGCCCGAGGAUUCCAUACCGUGCCAGGAAUCGGCGAUGUUUUACAGCUUGAAUGAGAAAUUCGGUCAGAGCGAGUCGGAAGAAGAGACGCCCGUCGUUGACCAGGAAAUGGAAGCGAACAACAGCUUGGAAGAAGAGACGGCGAGGUGACGUACCGUACGUCAUUAGGCUUAAAUGUGUACAGCAAUUUAAACUUGUAGCGUUGUAUUAGCACUAAAAUAAGUUGUUUUUUUCUAAAAGUGUAUACGUGUUUUAUCAAACCUGUGUCAAUGAUCACUUAAAUGAUGAUUUAAAAGAUAAACGAUAUUUCUGUUAUUUUUUUAGUAUUUACAAAUUUAUAAUUUGUACUUAAGUCAAUGAUUGUGUGUUAUUGCUUUAUCUCUAAAUUUUCCCUACGCAUUUUGUUAUUUUUUGUGUGGUUUUUAUAGAUAAUUUUGUAAAAUGUACAAAUAAUUCUCUUUGAUUCUCUCCAUUAAUGCUGUCCAUUUAUUAUCUUCCUUUGAACUAAAUUUUAUAUAUCCCUGUUUUCGUGAGUUUCUAAGUUGCAGAUUCCUAGGAUUUUAUUGUUUGUAUUUUUAAAUAUUGAGGGACAAUUGCUUUUCUGACCUUUCAGUGUUGUAAAUUUGUGUCUAUGUGGACGAUUUUCUGAACUUACGAAAAUUGUACUUUUUAGACUUUUAUUGGA